UGCCCGAGCCUUCCGCUUCCGACCGUUUAUAAACCCCAAGCGCAGCGAUCGAGAGCGACCGCUCCGACCGCCGCCGCCGCCGCCGCUCUCAGGUUUAGUAGGGUUUUAAGUUUCGAUGGCACCCUCAUCCCGUCGAAAAUUCCGUCGGAAGAAACCUUCACAAAAGGUCGACUCCAUAGGCCUUCAGACACCGCGCUCUUCGGCCUUGGAAAACCAAGAACCCUUGCUGAGUUCUGAAUAUUCAGGACACAAUUCUGCCAUACAGAAUAUCCCUGAAGAUUUGACCGUCUGGGAUGUUGUCAAAGGCGACGUCGCCAUUGUUGCCAGCAAAAUGAAAUCCAUGACAGAGCGGCUGCUGGAAGAACUCAAGAUCGCGCUCCGGUUGCUCAUGGAGGACAUCGAUGAUCAGAGCCAUGUAGAGCAACUCGUUCGUCUUCAGAAGCAUGUCGAAAUCAGGCCUGACCUGACAUCGGCAACGCUUCUGACGGCUCACCAUGUGCAGUUGGAGAUGUUUGUUGCCCUCAAGAUGGGGAUCCCGGCAUAUCUGCACGAAAAUGUCAGCGUGCCACGGAGCCGUCUCGCGGAGAUCUUCGCCUACGAGAGAUGCAAGAACAUCUCCUGCCAGAGUGUUCUCCCAGCUGAGGAGUGCGACUGCGAUGUCUGCUGCUGCAGGAGAGGCUUCUGCAACCUCUGCAUGUGUGUGGUCUGCAACGGGUUCGAUUUCGAUGUCAACACAUGCCGCUGGAUUGGGUGUGACGGCUGCUCUCACUGGACCCACGCUGGCUGCGCAAUUCGUGAGGAGCAGAUCAAGACUGUGAUUACGGUUGAAGAUGGAGUUGCCCACUAUGUGACAGUGUUCUUCUGCAAGGCCUGCCAUGGGACAUCUGAGCUGCUGGGGUGGGUCAGGAAUGUGUUCCAGCAUUGUGCCAAGAUCUGGGGCACGGAUGCGUUGGCGCGAGAGCUCGAGUAUGUUCAGGAGGUGUUCAGUGUUAGCGAGGAUUCGAAAGGGAAGAAAUUGUUCGAGAAAUGUACUGAUCUGAUCGAAAGACUGAAGGUUGUUCAAGCUGAAUCGAUGGGUCCUGAAGUUCUGCUUCAGGCGCUCCAAGAGAUUGAGCUAGAUGAUGCUCCAGAGAUCACUGAAAACGAAAAACAGGUGCAGCAGAACACUGAUCCCCAUGAAACCUGCAACAAUCAACUCUCUGAAUAUGUCCAAGAAACUGCAAUGACGAACAAGAAGGUUCGCCUCUCUGUCGAUGCCAUCACCGACGGCGAGGUGGAGAAGGCCAAGGAGGCCGAGCAGCAGCUGCAGCCCAUGGCGGCGGAGCAGGAGGAGGUCCCGCCACCGCCGGCGAGCAGCAGCGGCGGCGUGGCGGCGCCGACGACGCAGAACGCGAUGCUGUGCAAGAUACUCGACGCGCUGAGCGGCAUGCCGUCGCCGCCGUCGUCCGAGUCCGCCGCCGCGGUGUCCAAGGUGCAUGAGCUGCUGCGCGAGGCCCUGAGCAUGCCGCGCAGCUCCGGCCGCGCCACCGCCGCCGCCGUCGACGACGACGACGUGGCGCAGAACGGGAGAGACAGAAAUGACGGCGACGACCCGCGGCAGAUGAUGAUGCUGAAGGAGAUCUAUGACAUGGUGAUCGGCAUGACGAAGACGAUGACGAAAUGAUCAUCCGACGAACAUGUUUGUCACCUCACAUGUGUGUGAUCAGUGAUCCAGAUCCAUUGCUAGCUCGAUCCAUCCAUCCAUCCAUGCAUGAAUGGUAACCAAUCUCUCUGCACUCUGCACCGUGAACACAAAAAACAUUCAGAAUCCAUGGUAAAAUGGUAAGUGGAUCUGUGUAGUGUUUUACCAAAUUUACCUGUAUGUACUGCAGCCAGGGUUUGAAGUUUCGAAAUUAGGAUUUCUACUGCAUGUGGGCGAUAGAACCGAAAUUUCAGAUUUUUUUCGUACGAUUUUUUUAAAAAUUUUGACUGAUUUUGAAUGUAUUUGAAUAAAAUCUGACCAAAUUCACAAAAAUUUGCAAAAAACUAAAAGUUUGGGGGUGAGAUAUGAGCAUUUCGGUGACCGAAAUUUCAAACCUUGACUGCAGCUCAUCGAUCAGCCAAACACCCAACCUUGUUUUUUUUUAGUAUUUUUUUACUGUUUUACUGAUAUUGCAUUAGUUAGUUGUUCAAUUGUUGUAUUAGAGAGAUUUAUCCAUGUCGAGAUAAGGUGAGCUGGAUGCAUGCACGGGUGCGUGCCCGUGGGCGCUGUCACGGGUGCGCCGUGCGCGCGCUGGCGUGCGCGUGCACGGCCGGUCGAUCGCUCGACCGCGACAGAUCGCGACGCCGGGAGCGCGCCCGGCGCGCCGCGGCGACGUGGAUCUGGUCGGCGGCGUGGCGUGCCAAAGUCGUCGCCGUGAACAAGUCAACGGGGGCAUCGUGGAAACGAAGACACAGGAGGAGGAAGAGCACGCCAAGUCAAAACCUGACAGCUCAAUCUAAUACCUCGUCAGUGCACCAUGCCCAUGAAUCGAGGCCUGUAUGCACGAAUCUCGAGGGGAUUUGGACGGAUGGGAUCAUCCCGGUGCAGGGAUCGGGGUCGUGGACUCGGACCACACCUCCCUCCCACGGUUGGUUCACGCGGGAGAAGAGAGAGGGAGAGAGCGCGCGAAUUUUUCUAUAAAAGCCCCUCUGCUUGUCCCAAAUCACCACGCCUCAACAGCUGCUGCUUCAACUCUCUCUCUCUCUCUCUCUUUCUCCGGCGAGAUCACCGGCGGCGGCAGGCCACGCGACCCGCGGAGAUGACUACUUCAAGGCGCCUUGCUGACAGGAAGACUGCAAAGUUCCAGAAGAAUAUCACCAAGAGGGGUUCAGUGCCUGAAACUACUGUGAAGAAGGGGAACGACUAUCCAGUUGGACCUCUUGUGCUUGGAUUCUUCAUAUUUGUGGUCAUUGGAUCAUCUUUGUUUCAGAUAAUCAGGACAGCAACUAGCGGCGGGAUGGCCUAAAAACAGAGCUGAUUCAAGAGAUUUGUGAUACAUUGCAUCCAAUGCAAGUGGCAGCGGCAGCUAAAAUGUUUGGUGUUGUCAGUGUUUUGUAUGCAUUUACAUUUCUGAAGCAUCGAGUUGAAGUACAAUGUAACAGAAUUACCUGUCUUACAAUGUUGAAUGGAUUAGUAUAAUAUUAUACCGUUCAUCUCCAGUUAACA
Messenger RNA from Oryza sativa Japonica Group (Japanese rice), 3187 nucleotides. Its product is annotated as OBERON-like protein. Gene Ontology annotation, biological process: maintenance of root meristem identity; regulation of gene expression; maintenance of shoot apical meristem identity. Lineage: Eukaryota; Viridiplantae; Streptophyta; Magnoliopsida; Poales; Poaceae. Gene Ontology annotation, cellular component: nucleus. The record is from RefSeq and is a predicted model, not a curated record.